AUGGGCCUGGCGGAAGGGGACAGUGUCGAAGCGGAGCACACCUCGGCCGAGGACGCUGUGAGGGCGACGCCCGGCGGCGGGCCGGGCAGCCUGACGGUCAUCGACAACCGCACGGGGCGGCGCUACGAAAUCGCCGUCAGCGACCACGGCACCAUCAAGGCCACAGACCUGAAGCAGAUCACGGCGGGCGGCGACGGCGUGGGGCUGCGCACAUACGACAACGGCUACGUCAACACCUCGGCCUGCAAGAGCCGGGUGUCGUACAUCGACGGCGACCGAGGCAUCCUGCGGUACCGCGGAUACCCCAUUGAGCAGCUGGCGGAGCGCUCCAACUUCCUCGAGGCGCGCGCAGGGGGCGGGGAGGGAGGGAGGGAGGUCUCCUACCUGGUGGUGUAUGGCAGCCUGCCCACCCCCGACCAGCACCAGCGCUGGUCAGAGGCGGUGAUGCGGCACUCGGCGCUGCCUGUGGCGGUGGAGCAGACGAUUGCGGCGCUGCCUCACGACGCGCACCCCAUGGGCACCAUCCUCACCGGCCUCUGCGCCCUGUCCACCCUGCACCCCGAGCAGGGCGGCGACCCGCUGAUCGACGUGGCGCUGGCGCUGGAGGCGGCCGCACGCUCCGACGAAUACUUUUGCCUGGUGUACCGCGCCAUGGGCUUCCCCCCCCAGUUCUUCACCGUGCUCUUUGCCAUCCCGCGCAUCGCCGGCUACCUGGCGCACUGGCGCGAGACGCUGGCGGACCCAGACACCAAGAUUGUGCGGCCGCAGCAGGACUACAGGGGCGAGUGGCUACGCGGCUACCAGACCAUGGCGGAGCGGCCGCACAAGCUGCCGCCAGGCACAGACGAGCUGGGGCCGGUGCCGCCUUCCAACGCCUAUGUUCGCCGUGUCAGCGGCACACACUGGUAG
Molecule: messenger RNA, 909 nt
Organism: Chlorella variabilis
Lineage: Eukaryota; Viridiplantae; Chlorophyta; Trebouxiophyceae; Chlorellales; Chlorellaceae
Exons: 9
Coding region: 1-909 (302 amino acids)
Biological process (GO): tricarboxylic acid cycle
Molecular function (GO): acyltransferase activity, acyl groups converted into alkyl on transfer
Source: RefSeq, a predicted model, not a curated record